This is a messenger RNA of Anarrhichthys ocellatus (wolf-eel), 1410 nucleotides long. RefSeq names its product pyridoxal phosphate binding protein (gene plpbp). The coding region runs from base 15 to 887 and encodes 290 amino acids. Gene Ontology annotation, cellular component: intracellular anatomical structure. The transcript has 8 exons. The record is from RefSeq and is a predicted model, not a curated record. Gene Ontology annotation, molecular function: pyridoxal phosphate binding. NCBI's taxonomy places the organism in Eukaryota, Metazoa, Chordata, Actinopteri, Perciformes, Anarhichadidae.
AGCCGUUUGACCGUAUGUGGAAAGUAGCAAUGUCGGAGGAGGUUGGGAAGGCGCUACAAUCGGUAGUGGAACGGGUGAACCAGGCGGCGGCACGGCGGACCAAGACACUGCCAGCCGUGCCGCCCCGCCUUGUAGCUGUCAGCAAGACCAAACCCCCAGAGAUGGUCGUGGAGGCCUACAGACAAGGACAGCGCAACUUUGGAGAGAAUUAUGUUAACGAACUGGUGGACAAAGCUUCAGAUCCUCUGAUUCUAGACUCCUGUCCAGAAAUCAAGUGGCACUUUAUAGGCCAUCUACAGAAGAAUAAUGUCAACAAACUUUUGGGCGUGCCGAACCUGUUCCUCGUGGAGACGGUCGACUCGGCGAAACUGGCUGACAAGGUCAACAGCUCGUGGCAGCGUGUCCGAGGAGGCGGCGCUCAGAGGUUAAAGGUCAUGGUGCAGCUCAACACCAGCGGAGAACAGAGUAAACAUGGCCUGCCACCAGAGGAGACGGUGAACACGGUGAAACACAUCGUGUCCCAGUGCUCCGCCCUGCACUUCUUAGGACUCAUGACCAUCGGAAGCUACGGCUACGACCUCAGCCUGGGCCCCAACCCAGACUUCCAGAUGCUGCUGAGUCGGAGGCAGGAGGUGUGUGACGGCCUGAAGCUGCCUCUGGAGGGGGUAGAACUCAGCAUGGGCAUGUCGACAGACUUUGAACACGCGAUCGAGGUGGGCGCCACCAACGUGCGAGUGGGCAGCGUCAUAUUCGGCAACAGGGAGUAUCCCAACAGUGCUGCCAACACCCCGAACCCCAGCCCAGCCCCCAGCCCCGAGAAAACGAGCAAGAAGGUGUCCGAAGAGGCCGCCAAGAAGAUGCAGCGCCUCACUGUGUCUGAACACUAAGAAGAGCGUCCCCCCCUCUGAAGUAACCUUUAUGAAAAACAAAAGUCUUCACAUGCUAAUGAAUAGAGCAGUGAAGCAGAUCAUCUCCACAGAGCCACAUGGAGCUAGGAUUGCAAAAUUGUUGCAUCAUUUUAAAGUGUAAUCCUCUUCACUUUUUUUGUGUGCCCUUCUUGCUCUUUUAAGCAUUAAGUGGCAUUCAGUACAAACGUAGUUUGACCUUUUUUAAAGUAGUGUGUUACGAACCUUUAGUGCUCUGACUUCCUCCCCAUGGAACUCUCUCCUACGAGAUUACCGGCUACAAGACAAAUGUACAACCACUGAAAACAGGGUGACAUGUGGGAAAUGAUUUCACGGGAGUUACGAGAUAGUUGUUGUGCUGACGUGACAUUUUCUACCUUUCCAACCCUGAUGUGACAGUGCUCGAUUGUGUACAGAGUCCCAGAGAUCAGGAAUUCCAUGUUUUUGUUGUACAGAUGAAACUGAAGACUUGAUUUAAUAAAUCAUUUAUUCCUUUAUAAUGACA